AUGUUGUCAUCCACUGAUCCCUUUGCAAAAGGUGAGCUGAGUAGCGCUGUUAGAUUUGCUGUGCAAGCUGAUUCACGCCUCGGAAUUUCUUUCAAUGUUCCCGAUAACAAAGCACCUUCCAUCUCUACUGACACCAAAGGUCCGUUACCUUGCGAGAACAUCCUCUACAUUCCUUCAUCGCCUCGCCCAAGAUCGUGCUUCUGCUAAGCUGAUGGCCCUCCCUGAUUAUUCAGGUUCCUCCUGGUUAUUCAACGGUCUAAAUUUGAGGUUGAAGGACUGGCGAUUCAUUCAUUGUGCAAGAUUGAACAUUGUACCAACUAACCAAAACAAAUCCUGUUGGUCCGAUUGCUCUACCCUCUGCCGUGUUUGUAAUUCCCACCAUGAAACCUUACCCCACAUCAUCUGUCAUUGCAACACCCACCUGGUUCAGAUUCAUGAGCGUCACAACACUGUGGUUGAACGCCUCAAGAAAGCUGUCCGCUACGGCUGCGUACGUGUCAAUCAACAGGUUCCUGGUGUUGAUGACGAGUGUUGUCCUGACAUUCUCAUUGAUGAAGGAUGUGAAGUUACCAUCAUUGACGUUACUUGUCCCUUUGAGAAUGGUGAUGAUGCGUUGGCCACAGCUGAUUACAACAAGCUAAUCAAAUAUGACCACCUCAAGGAGCACUUCCAUCAACUUGGUGUUAAAUGUGACCUUUUUGCAUUUGUGAUUGGCGCGUUAGGUACCUGGCAUCCAAACAAUGAAGCUGUGUUCAAUCAAUUGCGUAUGUCGAAGACCUACAAAUCACUCUUCCGAAAAUUAUGCUGUUCUGACGUCAUCAGAGUUUCAGCAGAAAUUUAUUAUAGCCACAUGAAUGACUUUCAAUAGAACUUUAGUAUAUGGAACGUUAUAUAUUUAUAUAUAAUUAUAGAUAUAUAGAUAGAUAUAUAGAUAGAUAUAUAGAUAGAUAUAUAUAGAUAGAUAGAUAGAUAGAUAUAUAGAUAUAUAGGUAUAGAUAGAUAUAUAGAUAUAUAUAUAGAAUUUCGCUUACCUCAAAUUUCUGCAACAGUCUGUUUCAUCAGUAAAAAUCAUCAGGCGGUAUGACAAGUUUCGAAAAAUAGGGCUGCUUAUAUGUGUUUUGGCCGGAACGUGGGGGUGUGUGGGUGAAACAAAACAUGCAUUCAUCUAUUGUUUGCGUUGUUUACGCGGAAAUGCCUAAUCGAAUUGUGGGAGUGUAUUGUUUGCGUUGUUUACGCGAAAUUUCUUCCUAUGUCUGCACGUAGAUAUAAUUUCCAUUCUUUUAUUGAGUAAAAUGAUGGAAAACUUUACCGAUGAAACAGACUGUUGCGGAAUUUUGAGGUAAGCGAAGUUCUACAUUUGCUCUAUCUUUAUGAUAUUGAGCACUCUUUGCGUUUCGUAUACACAAACCUACUCAUAUAUAUAUAUAUAUAUACCAACUUGCCUGUAAAACAAACUCCUUCUUUGCGUCCUUUAUAUGUCUGAUGCAUGUACUAUUUGUAUAUAUACUCCUUUUGAUAUAUAUAUAGUUAAUACUCCAGAGAUUUGAAACUUAAUAGGAAAGAACUUUAAUAAUGAACUAUGAAUGUCUGAACAUUUCCGUUAAUUAUUAAAUAGAUGAACUUAAUGAAUUAUUAACUAGAUGAACCAGGUGUUUUAAUAGUAUACUUUAAAUGCAACUACCUAGAAAUUAUAAAUAACAGUUUUGGCUUGAAUAAAUCUUUACAGUUCGAGGACCUUUACAGUUCGAGGUGAUUUCUCAUUAUUUGAUUUCCGGUCACCUAUUCUCGAGGUACAAUUGUUUUAUUUAUUUUGUUUGUCAAGUUUGCUGUGUGCAUGGAUUUCUGUCCACAAUAUUGUUAGGAUGCCUAUAUAUCAAGCAUCUAAUGCGAUCGUAGGUACUUUGCCCAUUGAGGCAUUAACGCUUGCACCUACUUUGAGUGGUUUAAUUGAUGCUUUUGAAAAGCAAUUGAAGGAUUAUAUGAGAUGAUCUUUUAAAAACAUGCAACUUAGCAACUGAUCCUUUGUAAUUCAUCUUGCCAAUCCUACUGAUGUCGAUGUUUAAGUCCGUUCCUACAUCUUCGGCGUUCACCCCGGCUGUUCAGCCUACCGUUAAGGUUGUUGUCGGUACCUUCGCCAAGUAUCACUAUUCCUCCUGUGACAUCUCUUCCUGUGGAAACUCCAGUACAUGUCCCUUCAUUGUGCCCUGCAUCUCGGUUCGCUUCCACCACAGUGGCUGAAGGUACCAGUCCACAUCCUGUCACCCCUGCUAAUCCGUCAUCUUCCCUCAACGCCAUUCUUUCAUAUACAAUUGUUGUUCAACAACUCGAUGAUGUUCCUGUGCAUGUGAGCUCUGAGAAGUCUGAUGAGGAGCAGCCCCUGAAAAAGUCGAAAGUCAUAGGUAGUGAUCCGAAGUGA
Molecule: messenger RNA, 2416 nt
Organism: Paramuricea clavata
Lineage: Eukaryota; Metazoa; Cnidaria; Anthozoa; Malacalcyonacea; Plexauridae
Source: the annotation of a GenBank genome assembly